Messenger RNA from Bombus terrestris (buff-tailed bumblebee), 432 nucleotides. RefSeq lists its product as uncharacterized. NCBI's taxonomy places the organism in Eukaryota, Metazoa, Arthropoda, Insecta, Hymenoptera, Apidae. The record is from RefSeq and is a predicted model, not a curated record. The transcript has a single exon. The coding region runs from base 1 to 432 and encodes 143 amino acids.
AUGAACGUCAAGGCAUACCUGCUGACGACGAGGCAGGAAGUCACAUGCCUUGGGGUCCAGCUGGAUUGGAAUAGGAGGUUCGGAGUUUACUUGGAAAAGGUGUGCGGGAAAGCCGACGCCCUUAUAGGAGCAUUUAGACCUUUGCUCCCCAAUGUCAACAUGCUUACCGGCUCUGUGAGAAAACUCCAUUAUGGGGUCCGGGAGUCGGUGGCGUUACAUGCGGCGCCUGCAUUGGCCGAGGUAGUAGAAAUUAAGAAGAACAGCAAUAUCUUGAAAACGGCCCAAAGGGUCGCAUUAACAAGAGUUUCGACGGCCUACCGUACCGUGUCCCAUGCAGCACCGUGCGUGCUUAUUGGCAUUAUGCCUAUUUAUUUCACAAUUGAGCUUUUGACAGAAAAAUACCGCAUUAAGAAGGAAGAUCAUCAGGAGUAG